AUGGAGAAUCACAUUUACUUAUUGUUUCUUCUCUUUCUAUUUCAAUACUACUUUCUUUCUAUAUCAGCUGCUUCCUCAAAUGAAACAGAUCAACAAGCUCUACUAGCUUUCAAAAAUCUUGUUACUAGUUCUAGUCAUGUUUUGGCGGAUAAUUGGACUAAGAAUACUUCAUUUUGCUCUUGGUUCAGUGUCACUUGCAGUCCAAAAAGGCAAAGGGUUGUAGCCUUGGAGCUUCCCAAUAUGCAACUUCAAGGCACAAUUUCCUCCUCUUUGGCCAAUUUGUCCUUUCUCAGUGUGCUCAAUCCCGAGAACAACAGCUUCCAUGAUGGCAUUCCUUUCGGACUUGGUCACUUUCCUCUCUUGCGAGUGAUUGAUGUUAGAAACAAUCAGCUCCAAGGAAGUAUCCCAACAAGUCUAUUUCAACAUCAAAGAGUUCCAAAAAUUUCAUUGGGUUUCAAUAAACUCGGUGGUGAAAUAUGGACAGGGCCAUGGUAUGUACCAGAGCUAAGAGCUUUAAAUCUGGGGAACAAUAGCCUCACGGGUAUAAUCCCUUCUUCAGUUGGAAAUGCCACAAAGUUGAUCAACUUCAGUUUGGCUGGGAAUAGAAUCAGAGGCAACCUUCCAAAAGAGAUCGGUAACCUGAGCCAGCUUGCAUUUUUGUCCUUAUAUGAUAAUCAAUUAACAGGUUCCAUUUCUACAUCGCUAUUUAAUAUCUCGUCGCUGGUUACUGUGUCUCUGGCAUUAAAUAGACUUUCCGGUUCUCUCUUGCUUAAUGAAGGGAAUAUUGUGUCAAAUCUAGAGUUUUUAAGUGUAUCUAACAACCAAAUUUCUGGUUGCAUUCCUUCUAACAUAUGUCAACUCAGAGAGCUCCAAGUUUUGUCCCUAUCUUUGAACAACAUAACUGGAGAGAUACCCAGAAAUAUUGGUUGUUUAUCCAAUCUCGAGGAGUUUUAUAUUGGUGAUACUCCAAUUAAAGAGACCAUUCCCACUUCGAUUGGCAAUAUUUUCACUCUGCAAUAUGUUGACUGUACAAGAAAUAGCUUGGAGGGGCCAAUUCCACCAGAAUUGGGGAAGCUAUCAAAUUUGAGGAUAACUGUCAAUUUCAACAACCUUUCGGGGACAGUUCCGGCCGCUACAGAUCUUCAUCUUCCAAACCUUAAACUGCUUCUCUUGGGCGAAAAUCAGCUGGAAGGGGAAACUCUAUUGUUCAUAACAAAUGCUUCCAAGAUUGAAGCGGUGGGAUUAGAAAAUAACUUUCUCAAAGGAACUAUUCCAACUAAUUUGGGAAAUCUCCGUGAGCUGCGUGGACUGUUCCUAACUAGUAAUCAACUUAUGAAUGAACCAAGAGAGCAUGAGUUGCAAUUUUUCAAUUCUUUGGCAGACUGUAGAAUGUUGCGAUAUCUAGAAGUAGGUUAUAAUCCGUUGAAUGGCAUUCUUCCCAAUUCGAUUGGGAACCUUUCAUCUACUACUGAAGCAGUAAAUUUAGCAGAUGCACACAUCAGUGGCUUCAUACCCGCUAGUACAGGCAACAUAAGUGGUCUUAUUACCCUAGUCUUUAAAAAUAACAACUUGAUGGGAAAUAUUCCUUCUGAGAUUGGUAAGCUAAAGCAACUCCAAGGUCUAUCUCUAAGUAACAAUAAAUUACAGAGGCAUAUUUCAGAGGCGGUAUGCCAUUUAUCUAACUUGGUUAAGUUAUUUCUGCAAGUUAAUGAGCUGUCUGGAGAGAUCCCAGAAUGCAUAGGCAAUCUAAGCAUGCUACUAGACCUUUCGUUGGGUUCUAACAAAUUUUCAUCAAAGAUUCCUUUGAGCCUUUGGAAAAUGAGUGGUCUUCUCUAUUUUGAUGUGUCACGAAAUUCUAUAGAGGGAGAAGUUACACCAGAUAUUGGAGAACUGAAGGCCAUUCUAGAACUAAACCUUUCCAGUAACAACCUUUCAGGCGUAAUACCAAGUAGACUGGGGGAACUCCUGCACCUUCAGUAUCUUGAUCUAUCAAACAAUUCAUUUUCCGGCCAAAUUCCAUUUUCCUUUUCCAAUUUGAUAAGCAUAGAAUACUGGGAUCUGUCUUUAUAUGACUUGUCAGGUACUAUUCCUAAGUCCUUGGAAAAACUGUCAUACCUUAAAAGCAUUAAUGUUUCAUAUAAUGUUUUAGAUGGUGAGAUACCAAGUGGUGGCGUGUUUGCAAAUUCCACUUUGCAAUCAUUUGUUGGGAAUAAAGGUCUAUGUGGAAUGCACAUAUUGGAGGUUCUUCCUUGCCCUAUAACUAAAUCUGGACAACAAUCAAAGUCUAAGAAGCUUGUGCUAAAAAUUGUUAUUCCAGUGGUUACUUCUUCCUUUAUAAUAUUCUUGUUGGUCUCGAUUUGGAUAAUGAAAAGGAAGAAGAUAGCAAAGUCCAAAGAUGUUGAAAAGGUUCCGGAGAUUAACACUUAUCCAUUGAUUUCUUAUCAUGAGAUUCAAUGA
This is a messenger RNA of Capsicum annuum, 2457 nucleotides long. Its product is annotated as probable LRR receptor-like serine/threonine-protein kinase At3g47570. The coding region runs from base 1 to 2457 and encodes 818 amino acids. The transcript is spliced from 2 exons. Lineage: Eukaryota; Viridiplantae; Streptophyta; Magnoliopsida; Solanales; Solanaceae. The record is from RefSeq and is a predicted model, not a curated record. Gene Ontology annotation, molecular function: protein binding.